Molecule: messenger RNA, 627 nt
Organism: Exophiala bonariae
Lineage: Eukaryota; Fungi; Ascomycota; Eurotiomycetes; Chaetothyriales; Herpotrichiellaceae
Exons: 6
Coding region: 1-627 (208 amino acids)
Source: RefSeq, a predicted model, not a curated record
AUGGAGCAGGUGUUGGAUGAGUUCGGCCGGCGGUCCAGAGACUUCCAGGCCCUUGACGCUGGCCGCAGUAAGUUCACAGAGUUACGAGAAGUUGUGGCGAAGUUGAAGAAAGCCGAGGAGGAUUGCGAGGUCGAGGUGUUGAUGAAAUCUUAUUAUCAGCAACAAAUCCAGAACCUCGAGAAACAGGUCAAAGCAGCGGAAAAGCGUUCGUUCGUCGUUGUGGUUAUUGAUGCGGAUGGAGAUCCAUAUAUGUUUCAUCCCACACUGCUUGAACAGGGCGGAGAGUUUGCCGCAGAUGAAUUGCAAAAGAAAGUCCGCGAGUAUCUACGUACUUUUCCAGAAGACUCAGAUGAUUUUGUGAUUAUCGUCAAAGCGUUUGCUGGACUGGAUAAGUUGGUAUCCACACUCACAGCAAACGGAAGAAUUCGUUCAGAGUCGCAGCUCCGGCACUUUGUCGCGAAUUUUAACAAACGAUCGACAUUCUUUGAUUUCAUUGAUGUGGGAUAUGGCAAGGAGAGAGCAGACCAGAAAGUGAGAGUCGAGCGGGACAACAAGUUUUCCUUCUGUGUUCUGCGGUCUGAAAUCGAGCAAUGUACCAUCUCAACCUUCGAAGAAGUUCAAGAUUGA